UCAACCAUUGCAAUCUCUCUGAUUGUUUCCUCUUUCUCUCGAAACUCUCCAUCUUCAUGAAAUAAAAAUUCUCAAAACUCUCAAACUCUCUCAUACCAACUCUAAUGGCUUCUCCAAAUCCUUCUUCCUCAAAAACAUCUGAAUAUCAGUUCCACUUUCUAGUGGAUUGUUUUGAAGAUAAGUAUUUCUCCAUUGGUGAACCUACUCAAGGGGAGCUACGUCCAUUAUCUUUAUCACCCUCCCUUCUAUUUGUUCUACCUAGAUCAUCUUCUCCGAGUUCCUUCCCUUAACUCUUCUCGAGAACCCUCAUCUCCACAGGACUAAAGAGUCAUCUUUUAAGGAGAAAAAUAUAAAUAGUGAUAGGAUAUUGUUGUUAAUCCCAAAUAUAUUCCACUCAUCACAACCACUAUUCUUGGCUAUAAGAAAAAAGUUACUCAAAUAAUUAAGACUACCCACGAGCCUAAAAUAAAAUCAGUGUCGAAUAAUCCAUCUUUAUAGCUUCCUAGAAUCCCUAACACAAGAAAAUGGACUCCUAAAGUAAAAGAGGAUACAGAAGAAAAAAGAGCUAGCGUGGUCUGAGGAAAGAACAAAAUAAGCAAUGAUGGUGAACUAGCUGAUUAGAAGAAUAUGAUGAGAAGAUGGAAGCUAGGAAAAAUGAAGAUGUCCCAAUUAACAAGGAAAAAAUCUAUAAGAACUAUGAAAAGUUCUUGAGACUUGGCCCUAUUGGGUACUACUCCACUCAACUAAUGCUAAGGGGAAAACCUUUUGAUGAAGAGGUUCUGAAAUUUGUUGAUGGACACCAAUCUGAAGCUAGUGAAGGCACUACUGAUGGCUACCAAUCUGAAGCAAGUGAUGGUGGUUGUGAUGUCGAUGAAUCUAUAGCUAGUAAUAAAGACUGUGAUGUUAAUGAAUCUGAAGUCAGUGAUGGAGCAAAAUUUACAGAUGAUGGUAAAAACUAGUGUUGUCUACUAUAUGAAGUUAGUGGGUAUUCGUCUCAUUGAAAUAUGACUAUGGCUAUCUUAAUACUUUCUUUAUAGACAAUGUUACUGGUGUAUUUUAAAUCAGAAAUUUUGAAAUAUCAUAAUUCUUGUUGUGAACAUCGGUAUUGCUUUUGAAAGUACAAUACAAUUAUCCAACAUGCUGAAGGACAUGCAA
Messenger RNA from Capsicum annuum, 1155 nucleotides. RefSeq lists its product as uncharacterized. Bases 639 to 959 code for a protein of 106 amino acids. The record is from RefSeq and is a predicted model, not a curated record. NCBI's taxonomy places the organism in Eukaryota, Viridiplantae, Streptophyta, Magnoliopsida, Solanales, Solanaceae. The transcript has 2 exons.